AUGAAUGGCACCGACCUCAAGAAAGCCGCCAUCAGCCAGGCUAAGAAGGUCGCGACAACCGCCGCCCUGGCAGCAAACGGAAAUGGGCAGAAGAAACGACGGAAAGGCGACAAUCUGAAGCCCAUCAUCACAAGCGAGAACGCGAAUGCGUCCAGUCUUCACGAUAGCCCCACUCCAGGAGACCCAGAAUCCCCGUCCUCUUCCACCUCCGAAGACGACCCCGCCGAGACCACUGCGGACGAGGAAGACUCGGAGGAUUAUUGCAAGGGCGGAUACCAUCCCGUCCACGUUGGCGAAACAUACAAUAAUGGCAAAUAUGUGGUAGUGCGGAAGUUGGGAUGGGGUCACUUCUCCACUGUCUGGUUGUCAAGAGACACAACCACGGGCAAACACGUCGCACUCAAGGUAGUUCGGUCGGCCGCGCACUACACAGAAACUGCCAUCGACGAGAUCAAACUAUUAAACAAGGUCGUCCAAGCGAACCCCAACCACCCUGGUCGAAAAUAUGUCGUCAGCCUUCUUGAUUCCUUCGAACACAAAGGACCCAACGGCGUUCACGUUUGUAUGGUCUUUGAGGUAUUGGGAGAAAAUCUGCUGGGCCUGAUCAAGAGAUGGAACCAUCGAGGUAUUCCGAUGCCGUUGGUCAAACAGAUCACCAAACAAGUCCUUUUGGGGCUGGACUACCUACAUCGCGAGUGCGGCAUCAUUCACACCGAUUUGAAGCCGGAAAAUGUCUUGAUUGAGAUUGGUGACGUGGAACAGAUUGUCAAAGCCUUUGUCAAAGACGAGAAAGAAUCGACAAAAGACGACAACAGAAAUGGACGGAGACGAAGACGAACGCUCAUCACUGGAAGCCAGCCUCUCCCCAGUCCACUGAACGCCAGCUUCACGAAUCUGGAUAAACUCGGGAGCCACCACCCUCACCCACCGAGUAGUCUGAACCAAGUGAUUAAUGAUUCGGUCUCAAACAAAUCGACAGACGGCCUCUCCAUGAUAGAGCAACUGAAGCUGAAGGCGAAGGAGAAGGAGAGUAAGACAAGUGAGGAGCAGUCUGUUGGUGACAAGGGGAGAGAAGGCACGACGGACCCGCUAGAAAAGGAUUUGGCGGGAGUGUCUCUCGACAACAAGAAGUCAUCGGAUGUCGACAAGGUCUUGAAGGCGGCCAAGAACGAGAAUGAGCCUCUGGGCGAGAUUAUCUCGGUCAAGAUUGCAGAUCUGGGAAAUGCCUGCUGGGUCGGUCACCAUUUCACAAACGACAUUCAGACUCGUCAAUAUCGGUCGCCGGAGGUGAUCCUAGGUGCCAAAUGGGGCGCCAGCACCGAUGUGUGGAGCAUGGCAUGCAUGGUGUUUGAACUCAUCACAGGCGAUUACCUCUUCGACCCGCAAUCUGGCACGAAAUAUGGCAAAGACGACGAUCACAUUGCGCAGAUUAUCGAACUGCUCGGCCCGUUUCCAAAGUCGUUGUGCCUGUCGGGUAAAUGGUCACAAGAGAUUUUCAACCGUAAAGGCGAGCUGCGCAACAUCCAUCGACUACGGCAUUGGGCCCUGCCUGAUGUGCUCCGAGAGAAAUAUCAUUUCUCUGUUGAGGAGGCCAAGCGAAUCAGCGAUUUUUUGACACCCAUGCUCGAAUUACCUCCCGAAGCCCGUGCGAACGCGGGUGGAAUGUCCAACUCGGAAUUUUUGAAAGGUGUCAAGGGCAUGGAAAAUAUCAAUGUCGAUGUGCCUGUUGGGUCGAAAGGCGAAGGAAUCGAAGGAUGGGCGUGUGAGGUUAAAAAGCGGUGA
Molecule: messenger RNA, 1782 nt
Organism: Fonsecaea nubica
Lineage: Eukaryota; Fungi; Ascomycota; Eurotiomycetes; Chaetothyriales; Herpotrichiellaceae
Exons: 3
Coding region: 1-1782 (593 amino acids)
Biological process (GO): protein phosphorylation; spliceosomal complex assembly; regulation of mRNA processing
Molecular function (GO): ATP binding; protein kinase activity
Source: RefSeq, a predicted model, not a curated record